UUUAUUAACUGAUACAUGGUUUUAUAUUUUCGUGGUGAAAGCAAUAUUUUACUCAUUCACUAUACGCUUAUUCGUAAAGUAUUAUUUGCACUACACGAAAUAGAAUCCAUAUCUUAAUUCGCGCAGCCUUAUAUCCCCUAUGUUUAAUUAUUUCGUCCGUUUUUUCAAGCGCUUGAUGCAGCUAUGGUAGAAGACAGCUCGAACUUUAGAAGGCCAAAUGAAACCUCAAGUGAAGCUUCAAGCUCAGGUAAUUGUUUGGUUACGGUCAGACUUUGACUAUAUACAUUAGUUUGCAAUUAACGUUUCCGAUUUUAGAAGACUAUAUAUUUCUGUGCACACUUCGUAAGUACCGUGUGUGUUUUCAACAGAAUUUUUUGCAGCAUUUUGUUGAAUAUCAUUCAUAAAAGCUGGUAGUGCUUAAGCUUUAGUUUUCAACGUGGAAAACAAAUGUUCUUUUGUACGGGACUUUAAGCUGUUGCGUUAUUUCUAUGGCUCUUUAAAGAGGUAUCAAGGGAAUCGAUGAGUUGGCCUGUUCUUGAUUACAGUCCAUAGGAAUUUUUAGUCAUAAGCGUUGUAGAUAAUUUUCUCCUCAUGUAUCUAGGGUUUUAAUCAUGUUUUUUGUUGUGAUAUGUGCUUUUAAAUUACUCGCAGGUUUUCAAUCGACAGGAGACUCCUAUCCCAAAGUAUCUAUGAACGGUAUGAAUGAGUUAAUAUAAUAAUCAUCACUAUUAUUACCUCCGCCAGGAAGUUAUGUUUUUAUCUGCGUUUGUACAUAGUCUGUCAAGAUAUGGUGGUCUGGAAGCCUGGCAAACUUCAAAACCACAAAAUAGAAGACUUUUGUUUGAUGUUGAACUAUACCUCACCAUGCACAAAUCCUUUGUCUCAACUUCAUUAAAUAUUAUUCAUCGUCGUUGCACGUUUCAUCUCAGCUAUCCCUAUAUUGGACGGUAACUUCAUUAUGCGAAAAUAGAAUGAGCUCAAUGAAUCACCGUGACAGUGCACAAAUUAACAUUAAACUCCGACAAAAACAUAAUACAAUGACUCAGGCCUUAAAAUAUCGGUCGGUCACGGACAUUGUCCGACCCAUUCGUGAAAUUGUCCGACGUAGAGAGGAAACCACCGGACAUUCUGUCCGACCAAAGUGAAACUGAGGUUUAUUGUUUGUCCGACCCAAGUGAAUUGGUGUCCGACCAAACUGUAGCUUUGUCCGACGUACUAUUGUAUAAAAGGUGUACUGGAAAUGUUGUUUUAACGUAGUCCAGCGCGGGGCGGCGAGCGAAAUGGUGAAGUGGAAAACGGGCUUAAGUUGUCGAAGUCUUUUUUAACACUGCUGUUCUGGCAAGCGAGUUAAUUUUGGCUUGGAAAUAAGUAUGAAAGAAAUGAUUUAAUAUCUUUACAACAUUUACCGUUUAUUCAUUUGUGUCAUUCAGACUUAUUUCCGAGUCAAAACUGAACUGAAAGUCAUCGGACAUAUGUCCGACCCAAACUCAACGUCACCGGACAUUUUGUCAGACGGCCCCGUAAAAGAUAUUUUAAGGCCUGAUUGCUGCUGUUCAGUUUCCAGACCAUAUCAUGAUAGACUAUGGUUUGUAUUUAUAUUUCACUGUAUUUUUUUAUUUGGGCCUCCUUUUAACUUGGGCCUCAUGGCAAAUUUCCCUCAACCUCUAUGGGCGGCCUUGACAGCACCUGCAGUUACGACUAUCUAUGACAGCAUACAGUAUAUAGGUUCAUAAUAACAUGCUUGCAGGAAAGAAAUAUUUUCGUCUUGGCGAAUGAAAGGCGACUUAAGCGUGCCAAACCUCUAGAGAAGUUCCAGGGACAAAAUAUUUCCCACUCAAAGUCAUCGAACAUUUUGUCAGACGAUUUUCUGACGGAUAUAUUUUAAGGCCUGAUCAUUACUUGCACUUUUCAAUUGUAUUGAAUUGAAUUCUUGUAAUUGUGUAAAUGUAAUUUAGCUCUUUCACAUUCUGCACGAACCUUUGUAGAACUGAAAAUAAUGCCAGUGCAGUAUAAAUAGAGUUAGCAACAUGAGUUAAAAUAGAGCAUAAAUAGAGUUAGCAACACUGGACCAAUAAGAGAUGAUCGUUACUGGAUCUCUAGGAAGAACAGUUUGGAACUGAUAGAACUAUCCAGAAUAAAUAAAGUUAGUUUAGUUUAGGUUUCCUCCUGUAGUAACACUGGAUCGAUAAGAGAUGAUCUUUACUGGACCUCCAGCGAGAACAGUUUUAUUUGGAACAAAUAGAGCUAUCCAUGCAGUAUAAAUAAAUAUAUUAGUUUAGCUUAGGUUUCCGCCCGUAGUAACACUGGAGCAAUCGGGGAUCUUACCAGACCUUUAGAGAGAACAGUUUAGAACUGGUAAAGAUAUCCUAAAUAAAUAAAUUUAGCCUAGUUUACUGUAGUUUAUCUAAUGGUCUUACUUACGACUUUUGUCUAACAUGCCUGAUGGGUUGCAUAUGGUGGGUAUAUACACGGGUGGUCUUAUAUUUGGAAGUUUACGGUAUCAGUGUUUUCUUUUUUCAAACAGAAAUAACGGAUUUCGAUGAUGAAGUCUGUGAACGACACGUACCGUGGUUGGCGCGACAUCUAAGCAAGGAUGUGGAAAAAGUUGCAAUGCUGUUAGAAGUUGACUCGGUUGAAAUCGAAGCUAUUAAAGAAGGCGAACCCCAGCCAGAAAGACGAAACAUUAAAAUCCUUAACUCGUGGAGAAAUGCAGAAAUGAAGCUUGGAAAGAAACCAACGUGGGAAAAAAUUUGUUUAUGCUUGGAAGAUGAAACCGUUGGACGAUGUGAUGUCAUUCGUGCUCUUUUGAAAGAAGACGAGUUGGAUGACCGUGUUUUGGUGUGGCUUGCACCCCGCAUUGCGGCGUCGUUUCGAAACUACGCUCGCGUUCUUGGCGUGCCAGAAUGUGAAAUAGAUAUGUCAAAUCAGAAUUUUGAAGGUGUUGGAAGGAGCUGUAUGGAUGUUUUGCAAAGAUGGCGACGAAGGACAAGGUAUCCUAAAGUUGAAGACUUGAUACAAGCUUUAGAACAUGAUAUUAUAAACAGACCUGAUCUAGCCGAAGAAAUGAAAGAGAAGUUUUGUAAUCACGAAGUCAAAGUAAGUGAUAAAGAUGGGAAUGUCCUGUGGUGUAUUGAUUUGAAUGAAAUACUCUGUGUAAGUGUCAAGACUGCCAUAAACUAGCUUUGCUUAGACUGGGUAAAUCUAGUUCUAGCUGUUCUAGUUAUACACAUAGAGGUCCAGUAAGAAUCGUCCCUUAUUGAUCCAGUAUGACUAUAGGAGAAAGCCAGAAUAUCUAGGGAAACCAGCGGUAUUUGGUCGAGUCCGUUCUGCUUGUAACUACUCACAAUGAAGAAAUAUUUUUUAUUUAAGGAUGAGGUCCUGAGCCAGUUGGACAACCUGUCAAUAUGAGCAAGCCAAAGUUGAAGAUUUUGAUACAAGCUAAAGAACAUGAUGUUACAAUAAAACCCUCAUAGCUUUAAAGUGCAUAUAGGGUUGGUAUGGUGCAUAUACUGUCAUUUUUUAGAUCAUUUAUGCACAAUUUAUAUAAAUCAUAUACCAUACCUCCCUAAAAUGAGGCGCUUUUCUCUUAAGAAAAUGCGAACCUAUUUAAGAACCUGUUUAGCCUAAUUUCCUGGUAAGCAC
Messenger RNA from Paramuricea clavata, 3642 nucleotides. NCBI's taxonomy places the organism in Eukaryota, Metazoa, Cnidaria, Anthozoa, Malacalcyonacea, Plexauridae. The record is from the annotation of a GenBank genome assembly.